UUCUGUGCCAACGAUCCAGAGGUGUUCCUUCAGGCGGCUUUGCUGGCCCAGGACUAUUGUGACGCCAUCGACCUCAACCUGGGCUGUCCGCAGAUGAUCGCUAAGAGAGGACACUAUGGAGUGUUUCUGCAGGACGAGUGGGACUUGUUGGAGAGGAUGGUCAGGCAAGCCAAUGAAAAGCUCUCUGUGCCCAUCACCUGCAAGAUCCGGGUGUUCAAGGAGGUGGAGAAAACCGUGUGCUAUGCCCAGAUGCUGGAGAAGGCCGGAUGCCAGCUCCUGACGGUGCACGGCCGGACUAAAGAUCAGAAAGGAGCCCUGACGGGCAUGGCCAGCUGGGAGCACAUCGGGGCCGUGCGGAGGGCCGUGAGCAUCCCCGUGUUCGCCAACGGAAACAUCCAGCACCUGAGCGACGUGGAGCGCUGCAUCCAGGAGACGGGGGUGCAGGGGGUGAUGAGCGCAGAGGGGAACCUGCAUAAUCCAGCGCUGUUCGAGGGCCGCAGCCCCCCGGUGUGGGAGAUGGCCGAGGAGUAUCUGGAGGUGGUGAACCAGCACCCCCCCUGCUCGCUGUCCUAUGUGCGGGCCCACCUCUUCAAGCUCUGGCACCACACUUUGCAGAUCCACCAGGACCUGAGGGAGGAACUAGCCAAAGUGAAGACUCUGCAGGCCUUGGCUGAGGUCAGCAGGCACCUGAAGCAGCGCUGCCAGGAAGAGAUGGCCAAAGCACAAGGUGUGGAAGAGAAAGAGGGAGGCCUGCCUUUCCCUCACUGGAUCUGCCAGCCGUAUGUCAGACCAGUACCAAAGCAGCCUGGGGUCAACAGCACGGGUCAGAACUCAGAGGGGAAGAAGACGGGGAGCCAGAAGAGGGCGCUGGAGGAUCUGGAUGAAGCCGCCGACAACCUCUCCAAGAACCAGCAGAAAAAAAGAUCCCGCAACCCCCACAAAAAUUUCUGUCCUGAACAGAAACCAAAGUACCUGAAAUGUGAGCAGUGUGGCAACCCAAAGGGAAAUAAGUGUGUGUUCAACCUCUGCCGGGGCUGCUGUAAGAAGAAGGCGUUCAAAGAGGUGGCAGACUGUCCAAGCCACGGGCUGAGGUUCAAGACCAAAGCGGAGAGAUGGAAAGCUGAGAAAGACGGCCAGAUGGAGGGGAAAGUGUCAGAGAGCCUGGUACCAAAGUCGGGAAAAGGCAGCUGCAACUCUUCCCAGCCUGACCCGCUCACAGUUCACAACUCAGAGUGCCUGGGGGAGUCCAAAGACUAAUGCUCGCUCUCUGUGUGUGAUGGGCCUACUGCUUUCUCCUGCUUAUGGGGUGUGACAGUAACACAUGUGGGACAUUCUGGGAUCAAAAUGCUGGGCUCAGGGGAGCUGAUGAGCUGUGUUGUGUGUAAAGAUGACUGCAGCUUACCGGUGGAUGGAGCCUGUUAUCAUUUACAGCAUCACUUCCAGUGGCAAGGAGGAUGCCAGGCACAGGCUGGUUAUUCCCAGCUCCAGGGCUCAUGGAUUCAGCAGGCCUUUGCUCAGCCAAUGAGUAGUCAGCACAUUUUAAAGAGUAGCCAGGGGCUGUGUGUGUGUGUGAACAACUACCACCAAUAAACAACCAAAGGCUGUACAGCAGACAAACGUUUUUUCAUGGCUUCAUCUGUUGGUCCAGAUGAUUUCUGUCAACACACGGCUGGUCA
Menidia menidia (Atlantic silverside) is the source of this 1676-nucleotide messenger RNA. The record is from the annotation of a GenBank genome assembly. Lineage: Eukaryota; Metazoa; Chordata; Actinopteri; Atheriniformes; Atherinopsidae.